GCCGCGCCCCAUUGGGCGGUGGGGCGUGGCCGGCGCCUCCAGAGCUUUUGUUCGCCGGGGCGGCGGCGGCAUCGGCAGGGCCAUGUCCUACGUGCCCGGGCAGCCGGUCACCGCCGUCGUGCAAAGGAUCGAGAUCCACAAGCUGCGUCAAGGUGAGAACCUGAUCCUGGGCUUCAGCAUCGGCGGCGGCAUCGACCAGGACCCCGCGCAGAACCCCUUCUCCGAGGACAAAACCGACAAGGGCAUUUAUGUGACGCGGGUGACGGAGGGAGGCCCGGCCGAAGUGGCGGGACUGCAGAUCGGGGACAAGAUCAUGCAGGUGAACGGCUGGGACAUGACCAUGGUGACUCACGACCAAGCGAGGAAGCGGCUGACCAAGAGGAACGAAGAAGUGGUGCGGCUGCUGGUGACCCGGCAGUCGCUGCAGAAGGCCGUGCAGCAGUCCAUGAUGUCCUAACGGCUCGCCAGGUCGGGGGAGGGGAGGGGCGGCAAGCAGGGUGGGGACGGGAACCAGACUGACUCUCCCCAACGCGGGGAAGCGAGCGCUGGCGUCCAGCCGGCGGUUAGGAAACACUACUUCUCCCAGCACGGCUUUCCCCCUGCCCAGAACUGGCGACAACAAACUCCUGGCCGCUAGGGCAGGUUCUCUUUCGGGAAGUCUUCCGUGAGGGUGCAGCACGUAGGACAGCCUGACCCUGCUGCACGCCGAAAGCCAUAACGCUACGGGAAGGGGGGUCGUGGGGGGGGAUGUUAGCCAUACUGCAAGGAGGGGACACAAGCUGCUUAGGGAAGGAACUGGAGAAAUGCUUCUUGGUGCUUACCCUGAACUGACAGGCGAGUCUGUUCCUGCGUGGGAGAUCACGGGUUCAGCAGCGCAGGCUCGCUCUCAUUCACUCCACAGGGGCGUGAGGGGGGGGGGGAAGUGCGUGUUUGCUACUAAGGCUUUUCACAGACCCCUCAAGACUGGCGCUGAGCGGCAGUUCCUUCUCCGCUAGGUGGGGCUCCAGUGAAGAUGCCACGGCUAAGUUGGAGGGUGUAGGAAGUCCAUAGUGCGGCAAGGAAGGGCUCCGCUGCUUUUCCUGCGUUGUGUGCUAGCUCACCGGCUAGGACACAGUGCGGGACGUGCAACACCAUAGUCUCCUGCGGGAAUGUGGCAUUGCCUGUAGCCCCCGUGUCCAGCACGAGGGACACAAGUGUCCACCGAAUGAUGCAGAAACCAUCUGCAGUGCAUGAAUUGUCCAAGAGCCUCAGGCUUGAAGGAAAGAUUUCUCUUAGCCACUGAGAAAUAGUGCGAGCUUUUCAAGUGCCGUAACUGUUGCGCAGGCAGGCUCACAUCCCAAGGGACAGGAUUCCUCAAACAGCCUGAACUUAACAAGACCACUCGUACUUGCAGAGCUCCACUUGCUUGCUUCGCUUCUAGCAGAGAAGCUUUCGAGUAGAGCGUGCGUUUACUCAGCCUUGCAGGGGGACGCUCUUCCUUUACCUACCAUGGCUGACCUGGGGGCUGGAAGGAGCCCGCUGUGCGAGUUCACUGGCACAAACACAUGCCAAAAUUCUGGCCCCUGCAGCCAUACUGAAUUACAAGCGUAAGGUUCUUGGUGCACAGGUUGCUUCAGUACUUCACUGAAUUGAACACGAGCUAGCUUUAAUUACAGCUAUCCAAAAACUACGUCUGGUAUUUGAUCUCUCGACUGACUCGCAUACUGUGUGGUUAUGCUCUUCUCCGCAGGCGUCAGGUUAUUGUACAUAGACACUGAGGAGGUGUUAGACUAACUUAUUUCAGCACGUGACUGCAGUGCCAUGUUGGGGUUGACUAAUGACGUUUUAAUCUUGAUUAACGCAUCUCCAAGAAUAUUCUCUCUACGCACCAGCAGCUGUCUCUCUGCCUUGUUUGUUAAUACUUUAUACUGUAUAAUUCCAAUAUUCCUGACUUUUUGUACCUUCAAUGACAAGUUGUGGUAAAGCUGUUAUUUUUGUUACUGUAGCGGUGUACACACUGCUGUUUGUACUGCUGGUUCACUUGAUUUUACACACAAUAAAACAAACUGGAUUUCUUAAA
Messenger RNA from Alligator mississippiensis (American alligator), 2059 nucleotides. RefSeq names its product Tax1 binding protein 3 (gene TAX1BP3). Lineage: Eukaryota; Metazoa; Chordata; Crocodylia; Alligatoridae. Gene Ontology annotation, biological process: neurotransmitter receptor transport postsynaptic membrane to endosome; neurotransmitter receptor transport, endosome to postsynaptic membrane. The coding region runs from base 83 to 457 and encodes 124 amino acids. The transcript has 4 exons. Gene Ontology annotation, cellular component: postsynaptic membrane; postsynaptic density; adherens junction. Gene Ontology annotation, molecular function: protein binding. The record is from RefSeq and is a predicted model, not a curated record.